UUUCUCGUAGGUGCCAUGGCCGCAAGAAGCCAGGUAAAACAUCUUCAAGAGUCUGUUAUCUGUUCCAUUUGCCUGGCUUCUUUUAACGAUCCGGUGAUUCUCAUCAAGUGUGGGCACAAUUUCUGCCGAUCCUGCAUCACUCAGUACUGCACGGAGUCCGAAACCUCCCCCUGGUAUCUCUGCCCUCAGUGCAGAGAAGCCUUCCGGGAAGGGGAGUUCCAGGCUAACCGGGAGCUGAGGAAUGUCAUUGAAAUAGCCAAAAAUAUCCCAGAGCCAAGGGGGAAGAAAGUGUGUGAAAAACAUGAAGAGCUUUUGAAACUCUUCUGUGAAGUGGAUCAAACCCUGAUCUGUCUGGUCUUCAGAGAGUCCCACAGCAACAAGGACCACUCCCUGCUUCCUGUUGAGGAAGCUGCUCUACAUUACAAGGAACAAAUUCAGAGACAUUUGGAGAGUUUGAAAAAAGAGAGAGACGAGAUUCUGUCGUAUAAAUCGAGUGGGGAAAAUACAAGCCAGGAACUACUGAAACAGCUAAAAACUGAGAGGGAAAAGAUUGUGUUAGAAUUUCAGGAACUGCACCAGUUUCUGGAAGAACAAGAGCGACUCCUGCUGGCCCAUCUGGAAGAGCUGAAUAAGGAAAUUGAAAAGAGGAGGGAUGAGUAUGUUGCCAAACUAUCUGAGGAACUAUCCUCUUUCAGUUCCCUGAUCAGUGAGAUGGAACAGAAGUGCCAGCUGCCAGCAAGUGAAUUCCUGCAGGACAUCAAAGGCACCUUGAGCAGAUGCGAGAGGGAGAAGUUUCAGAACCCAGUGGCCUUUUCUUCUGAACUGAAAUGGAGAAUCUGGGAAUCUUCUCAAAGAAAUGCAUCUCUGGAGACCAGAAUGAAGGAAUUCACAGACUCACUGUCAUCUAGACAGCGGUUGGACAAAGCGAACGUGACUCUGGAUCCAGACACGGCCCAUCCCCGACUCAUCGUGUCUGCGGAUCGGAGAAGUGUAAGAUGGGGAGUCACGCGGCAGGACCUGCCCGACAACCCUGAGAGCUUUGACACUGUGUCCUGUGUGCUGGGCUGUGAGGGAUUCACCUCGGGCCGACACUACUGGGAGGUGGAGGUGGAGGUGGGGAGCGGGGGAGUCUGUGAUGUGGGGGUGGCCAGAGAGUCUGUGAGCAGGAAGGGAGGGAUCAGCCCAAACCCUGAGCAGGGGAUCUGGGCUGUGAUGUGCUGGGAGGAUCAGUACUGGGCUCUCACGUCCUCCGGGCAGAGCAUCCCCUUGUCCCCGAGCCAGGCACCCUGCAGGAUCCGGGUGUAUCUGGACUAUGAACGGGGGCAGGUGGCGUUUUUCGAUGCUGGUACCGGGGACCCGAUCGUCACUUUCCCGCCGGCCUCUUUCGCCGGGGAGAGAAUCCGCCCGUUCUUCCUCUGUGCUGUUGGGAGUGUGCGGCUCCUCUAGCCCCCACCCUCCUUAUCUCUAUGGCCUGGAGGACUCAGCCUCCCCCCUUGCACAGACAGGGCUUUAGGGGGGU
Molecule: messenger RNA, 1519 nt
Organism: Mauremys mutica (yellowpond turtle)
Lineage: Eukaryota; Metazoa; Chordata; Testudines; Geoemydidae
Product: tripartite motif-containing protein 10-like
Exons: 7
Coding region: 16-1446 (476 amino acids)
Molecular function (GO): protein binding; zinc ion binding
Source: RefSeq, a predicted model, not a curated record